AUGGGAAAUAACAAGACAAGGGAAAAUGCACAAAUAUCGAAAAUAACUUCCAAUUCUACUUCUUCUUCUGGUGGAGUUGGACGUUUCGGUAGUCAAUCGGCAGCAGCAUCAUCAUCUGCAUCGAAUGGAUUUUUGCGAAAUGAAAGUGCUUCAUCUUCGUUUAUAGUUUCGAAUAGAGAAUUGAAUAGUGUAAUAGUCGGUUCGAAAAUGGAUUCAGAAAUUUAUUUGUACGGUUAUACGAGUACUUUAUAUUAUGAUGGUAUCAAUCCUGGGUGUGGUGUGACAAAGAUCAUUGAUAAUAUCAAUUCGGAUGAUGUUAUUCGUUCUAGGGAUUUGUGUGUUCAAUCAGAAAAUAAUGGAUUGAGUGCUGUUAAAUUAAUUCUAAAGCAUACUUUGGUUUAUAAGGUCAUUUCUGGAAGAUUACAUUCACAUAUUAUUACAGCUGAUGGCAGAAUACUGAGUUUUGGGUCGAAUAAUCAUGGUCAAUUAGGUUGUGGAGUUGUUGGAAGUUUGAAAGCAUCAUAUGGUAUAGUGAGGGCAACUGGAGAAAUUACCAAUCAUUUCAUUAUUGAUGGAGCAGCAGGUGGUUAUCAUUCUCUAUUUAUCACAUCUGAAAAUAAGGUGUUUUCUGUUGGAGGAAACUCUAGUAGACAAUUGGGUGUAAUAACAACUGAUUCGACAGCAACUGCCACUGCUAUUGAAAUUCCAGAGCAAUCAUUUGAUGGAAGAAAGGUUGUGGCAUGUUCAGCUGGUGAUUCUCACAGUUGUUUCUUAACUAGUUGUGGAAAUAUCUAUUUUGCUGGAUCUAAUUCUAAUGGUGCAUGUGCAGGGAAUUCUGGAAAUAAUAGACCAAUAUUAUUGGUGAAUGAAAUUCUUGCAAAUGAAUUUCCAAUUCAAAUAUCAUGUGGCUAUGACAAUACAAUGAUUUUGUGUCAGAGUGGAAAUAUAUAUGGUGUUGGAUGUAAUAGUUGUGGACAAUUGGCAACUGAUGAUGGUGAUCAUACCAACUUUGGAGAUAUUCGAAAGAUUUAUAACGGAGUUAAAGGAAUUGUGUGGAUUGGAUCUGGAUACUUUUGCUCUGCUGUUUGUGCAGAGGAUGAAUGUUAUUUUGCUCCCUCACAAACUACCUAUUCUAAACUGAGUAAGAUUAAUCCAAAUGCUAUUGCAGUCGGUGUUGGUGAUUCUAUCAUUUUUGCAACUAAUGAGAUUAAUCAAAAUGGAAAAUUUGGUAAAUUGUACGUCAUGAGUUCAGGUAAGGCCACAGAUAUUACAGGAGAUUUCUCAAUUGAUUCAGUCUCAUCAAAAAUUGAGUUUAGUGGUCAAAGAGAUGUCUAUAUUGCAUAUGUCUCAAAAUUUGAUCCUGCCUUUAUGAUUUCUCAUCAUUUCCUUCAUUUGGAGAAGAUUUUGGAUUUUGUCAAGGGAAAUUCCUCACAAUAUUCUGGCUCAACUGUAUUUUCUGAUAUUCAAAUUCAAUAGAUUCAUUUAAGAAUGUUGAAAUACAAAUAUUAUCUAUUAAUUCGCUUUGAUGGCUAUUUCUUAAUUUUCUUGGAUUUAAUUUUUGAAAUAGUUUCUGUAAAAUAUCCGCCAAUAGCAAUUUGAUAUGGUUCUGCAAGCUUUGAGGUUGUAAAACUGGAAAAUGAUUCGAAGGAUAUCAAAUUCUGUUCAAAUAAAUUACUAAUGACCAGUUCAAAGAAAGAUGGUCCAAACUU
Molecule: messenger RNA, 1709 nt
Organism: Naegleria gruberi
Lineage: Eukaryota; Heterolobosea; Eutetramitea; Acrasida; Naegleriidae
Exons: 3
Coding region: 1-1476 (491 amino acids)
Source: RefSeq, a predicted model, not a curated record